Molecule: messenger RNA, 1053 nt
Organism: Momordica charantia (bitter melon)
Lineage: Eukaryota; Viridiplantae; Streptophyta; Magnoliopsida; Cucurbitales; Cucurbitaceae
Source: RefSeq, a predicted model, not a curated record
AUGCAGAAUAUCAUAACUGGCAAUGAGUCCAACUACGUAGGUGAAAUUGCUGUUAAAAGUAUUUUCCGUUCGAAGGAAGAACUACGCUUCAAGUUAUCUGUGCUAGCUAUAAAGCUGAAUUUUGAAUUUAAGGUUAAAAAAUCGACGAAGACAUUGUACACUGUUGGAUGUACCGAACAAGGUUACAAAUGGGUUUGCGUGCGAAGAGUAUCCGAGGUGGUGACUCACAGGCAAGCUCGAAGUUCAGUGGUUGGUCAGUUAGUGAAGUCCAAUCUGGAGGAUGUCAGCCGUCAGUACAGACUUAAAGACAUUAUUAACGACAUGCAAAAGAACUAUGGGAUGAACAUUAGAUAUGAAAAGGCAUGGGGGGCCAAGAAUGUUGCCUUGAAUCUGCUUAUGGGGUCACCAAAGCAUUCAUAUACUUUGUUACGCAAAUAUGGUGAAGCAUUGAAGGCUGUUAAUGUAGGCACUGUUUUUGAAGUGGAGCUGGAGGAAGAUAAAUAUUUUAAGUACGCGUUCAUGGCCCUCGGUUGCUGUAUUAGAGGGUUCUCCAGUUGUAUCCGCCCUGUGCUGGUGAUAGAUGGUGCACAUUUCAAAGGUAAAUAUAGAGGUGUUAUCCUUAUUGCUUCUUCUGUUGAUGGCAACAAUCAAAUAUAUCCUCUUGCCUUUGGAAUUGUCGAUCAAGAGAGUGGUCAAUCCUGGACUUGGUUUCUGAACAUGGUCAAGACGUGUAUUGGAGAGGUCGAUGAGUUAUUAUUCGUAUCUGAUCGACAUGUGUGCAUUACGAAAUCUGUUAGGCAGGUCUUUCCACAAGCGGCUCAUGGAAUAUGCAUGCAACACUUGUCUAUGAACCUGAAAGACAAGUUCAAGGACGAUGUCUAUCAACCUGUACCUCUGUUUAUCUUAACAACCUCCAAAUCCAGUAAAUCAAUAGCAAUGGUUCAGAAAUGCAUUCAACUGUAUACGAUUAAAAAAUGGUCGUACAAUAAUAAUAACAACGUUGAACUAUACAAAACAUACUUCAUAACUAUUACAAAAGUACUAUUCAAAUGA